Cylindrotheca closterium is the source of this 2457-nucleotide messenger RNA. Lineage: Eukaryota; Bacillariophyta; Bacillariophyceae; Bacillariales; Bacillariaceae. The record is from the annotation of a GenBank genome assembly.
AUGUCAACCACAGACGAAUCGUCAACUUCCAUGGACGACGAGCACUUGAUUGUUGAAGCAACCUAUCACGAGCAGCAUGCCAAUAGUAGUGCUGCCUUCGUUCUCCUGAGACGACGGCGACGACAGCAACUGGGGUGGAGACAUCAUAUUUCAGGAUCUGGAUCACCGACAAGAUUUCGCAGAAUCUUUAUCCGUCCUCUGAUGGUAUUCUUGAUUGGAUUCUGUUAUCUGCAACGAAGAAGCAUUGUUGUUCGAAAGAAUCCAAGUCAACAGCAGCAACAACAGCAACAACCAGAACUAGAAGAAGAAUCGAGCCGAUGGUUGAAGCCUUCGUACUCAACAUCAUCAUCGUCCAAUUUGGAGUUUCACUUUGGAAACGAGACUCACGAGAUGGACUUCGCAUCAUCAUCAAGCCAUACGAUACGCUCCAACAACAAUAACAACAACAACCCAAACUUGGUUUCCUCGGCCUCUCGCAUGAACCAACAUGCUUUUCAUCCACCAUACUUUCCGCGGCACGUAUCAUCAUCAUCAUUGCACUCCUCGUCCGCAGACUCUGCCGAGUCGGAUCCAGAGACCUUUGGAUGGGAACCCUCGUUGUAUCCAAACCCAAGAGAAAAUCCACAAAAGUGUGGGAUUGCCUACUUAUUUCAGAAUGAACAUUUCGUACAACAAUCCAAUGAUACUACUACAACUACUUCCUCUACUACUACUGAUAACAGCUUGCAACUCUGCGAUCCUGAUUGGGUACUGGGAGGAAUCUAUUUGGAGGAAAUUGCUAUUGCCAUGAAGAACUUUGUGGCAACUUAUUCGUCGCAGCCACCCUUUGAGGUAUCGCCUCCUGCUAGAAAAACACGAAUGCUACAACAAGACAAAAGAGGCUGGGAAAUAGUCGACGAAGAUUAUUUGAAGGAUACGCCACCUUAUUUGCAACAAGGUACGCCACCGCCAAUCGAUCCAGUCAACAACGAAUCAGCAGGAGACGAGAAUCUUGCCAGUCCCGAUCUUUUGGAUUCCGAAAAAGAGGAUGAUUCGAUAGGUGAAGCAUCUGUUCCUUUUGUGGAACUUGCUAUUGCGACUGUUCGUAAGAUGCACAUAUCAGCAGUACUAGAGCAUGGUAUUUACUAUUCGUAUGAGGAUGAAGAAGACAUGGUUUCCGAUGCUGCCCAAAUAUUCGCUCGGUAUCUUCACGAUCGCUGGUGGCAGGGAAAUCCAAAUGGGGCGUAUGGAAUACUGAUUUUCUUGUCCAUUCAAGACCGCGUAUGCUUUAUCUCUACGGGGAGUGCCAUUACGACGGUUCUGCCGUGGUGGAGACUUGAGCAUAUUGUCGCGAGUAUGAAGCCUGAUCUGCGUCAUCGAGACUAUGGACAUGCGCUGCUGACGGCCAUUCAUGAUUUGUCCGACAUGCUAGCGGAGGGUCCCCCCACCUUGGCGGAUCGGUUUCAUGAUUUCAUGGCACGCUUCGGAGUAGUCAUUGCCUUUGCAGCCUUUACCUUUUUCUUUGGGGCCUGGGGGGAGUUCCGGGAUCGACGGAAACGAUGGGAAUAUGCGGAUUCCCGAAGCAAAAUGUCACAAGUCGAGCGGGAAAAAGCACGAUUGCUUCAACGAGAGUUCAAGACGAGGUCAUGUCCAAUAUGUUUGGAGAACUUUAACGAUGGCACUGACAGCCAAGGGAAUCUUUACGAACUGUCGAUGGAAUAUGAAAAGGAACAAGAAGAGUAUGCUGACUCCCAAGAUCGAAGCACGGGCAGCCGUUGUUGCUGCACUCCAAAGUCAGAUAAGAAAGUGAGUAGCGAAGAGAAAGAAGCGCCCAACAACUCUCUGUUGCGGCGAGUGGACAGCUACGGAAUACCUCUUUUGGGGCCAGAUCAUCGAAAUGUGAAGAUGCUGCGAUGUGGCCACAUCUUUUGUGAUUCUUGUUGGAAAGAGUGGGUGCAUUCCGGACAAGGAAAUCCAUGCAUAUGUCCGGUUUGCCGGCAAGACGUUGGAAAAGCAUCUAAACAUCGGCGGCGUAGGCGACAGCAGCAACUUCAAGCGGAAGAGGCCCGACGCGAGGAACAACGAUUGGAAGAGGCAGCUAAUGCGGCUUCUACAGCUCCUCCGAAUACGGAUACGACGCCACUUAUGAAUAAUACUUCAGCUCGCUCAAGUGGUGGAACUUAUGAUUCCUUAUCAUCUUACCGGGCAUCAUCGAUUAUCGAUGGAGUUGACGAAGAGAAUGGCCAUGGAGGCGAAGGCAUGUUUUCAGAACUACAGUAUACUCUAUCCGAGGGCGGAGGGCGAGCUUCCUUGCCUUCAAAUUCAAGCCAUUCGAUGCAGCCAAAUCCCUUCCAGGCCAAUGCAAGAGCGACAAAUGGUGGACAGGAGGGUGAGGAUGGAGAAGGGGAUCAAGGAGAGACACAAUCCCUUUUGCGAAAUGGUCCAAGACGGGCCCAGCGCAACUGGUUUAUGAGGUAA